AGAAGGAAGAAGGAAGAAGGAGAGAGAGAGAGAGAGAGAGAGAAGUUGGCAUCAUCGUCGUCUCUCUUUCUUUUUCUUCUCUUCUCGUGAAAUCUCAAAGAUUCAUCACCUUCGGGUAAAGUUUUUGUUUCUUCUUGGAAAAUUCUGCUCAAAACGAUGAAUGUGAUGCGUAGAUUGACGAGUAUGGCUUCUGGACGCAGUUUCGUCACUUCUGAUAACGUAGGAGAAGACGAGACGCCAAGAUCGAAGAAGCUUAACAAAACUCGUGAAGAUAUAGAGUCUACGGAAGCGGCUACGUACGAGAGAGGUUCUACUUGUUUAGAAGAUGAUAAGACACGAGAAGAAUCUGUCUCCACGAGAGAGAAUUCUCAUUCAAUACCUAAAGAAAUGGAAAACGGUGGUGAUGACAAGGAUUCGGACAGUGGAAUCAUCAAGGGCAAUGGGACAGAGUCUGGUCGGAUUAUUACCACCACAAAGAAGGGUCUGAAUGAUCAGAGAGACAAGACCAUCUCUUACAGAGCUGAGCAUGUCAUUGGCACUGGCUCAUUCGGUGUUGUCUUUCAGGCUAAGUGUUUAGAGACAGAAGAAAAAGUAGCAAUCAAGAAAGUGUUGCAAGACAAGAGAUACAAAAACAGAGAGCUUCAGAUCAUGCGAAUGCUCGACCAUCCUAAUGUCGUUGAGCUCAAGCAUUCUUUCUUCUCAACCACUGAGAAAGACGAGCUUUAUCUUAACCUUGUUCUUGAGUAUGUACCAGAGACUAUAUACCGUGCAUCAAGAUCUUUCACCAAGAUGAAUCAGCAAAUGCCCUUGAUUUUUAUUCAGCUCUACACAUAUCAGAUUUGCCGCGCAGUGAACUAUCUACAUCGAGCUCUUGGAGUGUGUCACCGUGACAUUAAACCACAAAAUCUAUUGGUGAAUAAUGUUACACAUGAGGUGAAGAUAUGUGACUUUGGAAGCGCGAAAAUGCUGAUUCCUGGAGAACCAAAUAUAUCUUACAUAUGCUCAAGGUAUUACAGAGCUCCAGAACUCAUCUUUGGAGCAACUGAAUACACAACCGCUAUUGAUAUGUGGUCUGUAGGCUGUGUUAUGGCUGAACUUUUUCUUGGACAUCCUCUGUUCCCUGGAGAGACUAGUGUUGAUCAAUUGGUGGAGAUAAUUAAGAUUUUGGGGACACCAGCAAGAGAAGAGAUAAAGAACAUGAAUCCUCGUUACAAUGAUUUCAAGUUCCCACAGAUAAAACCUCAGCCAUGGCACAAGAUUUUUAGGAGACAGGUACCUCCUGAAGCAUUGGAUCUUGGCUCUAGACUUCUCCAGUACUCACCAAACCUGAGAUGCUCAGCUCUUGAAGCAUGUGCACACCCGUUCUUCGAUGCUCUAAGAGACCCCAACGCAUCCUUGCCUAAUGGAAGAGCACUUCCUCCCUUGUUUGAUUUCACAGCUCAAGAAUUGGCUGGUGCAUCUGUUGAACUGCGUCAUCGCUUAAUCCCUGAGCAUGCAAGGAAAUGACUACUACUUCUCUACACAUGUUCUUGUUCACUUACCUCUGCAACCACUAGGACUAGUAGUUAAAAAGUGUAAUAAUCUAUAAGUUUGCAACUUUGUAGCUUCCAUUGUUGUAUACAGAUGCAGAAUUUUCCAA
Molecule: messenger RNA, 1639 nt
Organism: Brassica oleracea var. oleracea
Lineage: Eukaryota; Viridiplantae; Streptophyta; Magnoliopsida; Brassicales; Brassicaceae
Product: shaggy-related protein kinase beta
Exons: 12
Coding region: 157-1506 (449 amino acids)
Biological process (GO): protein phosphorylation; signal transduction
Cellular component (GO): cytoplasm
Molecular function (GO): ATP binding; protein serine/threonine kinase activity
Source: RefSeq, a predicted model, not a curated record